CUUAUAAUUAUUUUUGUCUGUUUGUCAUGUUAUUGUCAUAUGACAAAUGAUAGUAAAUUAAUUAUGUGAUCCUUAAUUAAUUAACAUAUUUUAGAAAAAAUUUUACGACUGCAUAAGCAUUGUUUUUAGUAGUUUCGAAUAAUACAGAAAAUACUGAGAAGAUGGCUUUUAAGCAGGAUUCUUGGAUGAUAUCAUAUAAUGCUUGUGAAGCCCUGGGCAGAGAAGUUAUGGAAAAAAUUUCUUACCGUAAUCAGCAGCAUAAAAACAGUGUAGCAAGCAGUAAGGCCAGUGCACAUGCUAGGAAACUAAUCAAGAAAUAUGAUGACAGUAUGAAAUCUUUGAAGCAAACUCUAUUAGCAUCAAAAAGUCUACUCACUGAAGGUGAAUUUGAAAGACGACAGAGGCUUCUCGAUACGUUGUCAAGCAAACGAGUGCAGAUCGAUGAUGCAUUUAACUACAGAGAAGAAGGUGGAAGCAGAAAUGCUUUGCUUAGUGGAAAUCUUAGUGGGUAUUCUUCAAAUGUUUGGGAUAUAGAAGAAAGUGAAGCAACAAAGGAUCUCACAGUUGAUGAAAUCAGAGAGCAACAGAAACUAGCAAUUAAAGAGCAAGAUAAGGGUCUUGACACAUUAUAUGAUGUUGUAGUUCGUCAAAAACAAAUGGCUCAAAAUAUUGGGCAGGAACUGGAUUUGCAGAAUGAAAUAAUUGAGGACAUUGUCGACCAUGCUGAUGAUACGAGAAAGCGUCUAAUAACAGAAACUAGACAUGUAGCCAUUGUAGAUAGAAAAUCAGGAUCAUGUUGUUAUUGGGUAAUAAUAAUAUUACUCUUCAUUGCCAUUGCAGUUGUUGCUUUAAUUCCCGGGAAAUAGGAUUAAUUGCAAAUGAGAGGUUUUUUUAAGCGCAGACAGAGUAACUGGACAUGGAAAUUCUAUAUAUUUUGGGAAAAGAAGUAACCAAAAAGCAAGUUGUUGAAUAAAGUCACCUAUUUUAUGUAUAUUUGUUUUUAUAUGUGCAUUAAAUAUUUCAUAAUAAAGUAUUUAAUUUACUAAGAA
Messenger RNA from Stegodyphus dumicola, 1049 nucleotides. RefSeq names its product syntaxin 8 (gene Syx8). The record is from RefSeq and is a predicted model, not a curated record. NCBI's taxonomy places the organism in Eukaryota, Metazoa, Arthropoda, Arachnida, Araneae, Eresidae.